Molecule: messenger RNA, 2292 nt
Organism: Notothenia coriiceps (black rockcod)
Lineage: Eukaryota; Metazoa; Chordata; Actinopteri; Perciformes; Nototheniidae
Product: endoribonuclease Dicer-like
Exons: 8
Coding region: 1387-2292 (301 amino acids)
Cellular component (GO): cytoplasm
Molecular function (GO): nucleic acid binding; ATP binding
Source: RefSeq, a predicted model, not a curated record
AGGAAGUGAUCCCAGCGUGAACGAGAAGCCACCAAAUCGGGACAGCAAGAGUGAAUGACAGUGAGGAAAUCCAACGAAUGAUUUGAAGUAUUUUUAUCCAAGACUAAAAUUGAGAAAAAAUACACCAGGUCUGUUACCUACUAAAUGUGGGGCAUCAUCAGCACUUGAUUGAGAGCCGUUUUAUCAUGAAGCCCAGAUUAAGUGUUGUAUGCUUAUUCAAAAAGUCACCCUUAUUACCUGUAAGUAUAUUUCCUAAGAAAUUCCUUCUCUUAUUGACCAAAUAAUGUUCCCCCUUUAGGACUCACGCUGUUUUCAAACUCUUAAAAGGGCUAGCAAUUUUCUAAACCACAUGAAACGCUCAAAGAAAUCUUCUUCCCAAUAUCUAAGCUAUAUCAUGUUGCAGACAAGAGCCAAAACAUCAUUUUAUAAUAAAUACAUUAUGAUAACUUAAAAAGGUUCUAUCUCCCAAUACUCAUUUCAGUGAAUAGAGUUGAAUGUGUCACAGUGUAACUCUAUGGAACCUCCAUUCAAGUUAUCCAGCACACCUGUCGCUAACAGCUAUCUUCAACUCACUUCUCUUCCGCCAAUUUCUACACUGAUUUGCUCUUCACAAUGUGGCAGAGAAACCAUAUGGCGUGUCCCCUGGAUUCGUCAAUAGUGCAUUUAUUGCGUUAUGUUGGUUUUAAAAUGUCAGCCAUUGGUAAACUCGGUGAGUUUUGAGCCCUGAUCCGUGGUACUGAAGGAACAAAAUCCAAUCUUUUCCACCACACACCUUGUAUCACAUUUCCAGACCAAGCAAACCACAUUGCUACAUUUCAAACUUAAUUUGGGAAAACAAGAGCUCCAAAGAGGCUGUUAUCAAGUUCUGAACAGGGGUUUUAUCAAACUCCAAACAAACCAUUUUCUAAACAAGCUUUACUCAAGCCCUUCACAAGUCAUUGUCAUGUUCUAAACCAUCUCCAAACCACCUGUUGACCUUCUCUAAGGAACAUCCAAAAGCACUUGAUCUGUAAACAAGCUGCCCUUUUCCCCAAACAAGUUCUAAUGAAGCUGUCCUCAAGCUCUACUCUAAUGUAGAAAGAAGCUCUUCCAUUGCUGCUGUCACAUUGUAAGCUGCUUUAGAGCUCUUAAUGAGCUGUUCUUGCCUUCUAAAUAACGCUUUCAAGCCCUGAAAAAGUGAGUUAAAAGCCGUUGCCUGCUCUAAGUGGUUUGCAUACACACUAGAACUCAUUGUCUCUAAUCAGUUAUGUGUGGCAGAAAGUCUCCUACACAGUUCCAUCAUCUCCCCCCACAGUGAACUUCUGUAAAGGAUUAUGAAAUGAGAUAAAGUGUACGACUGGAGGAGCACUGCCCCCCCCCCCCCCCACCUCCACCUCCCUUUGAAGCAUGGCAGGCCUACAGCUGGUCACCCCUGCCACUUCACCCAUGGGGCCUUUCUUUGGUCUGCCGUGGCAGCAGGAGGCUAUCCAUGAUAACAUCUAUACACCGAGGAAAUAUCAGGUAGAACUUCUUGAAGCAGCUAUUGAACAUAAUACUAUCGUCUGCUUGAAUACUGGCUCAGGGAAGACCUUUAUUGCAGUACUUCUAACAAAAGAGCUCUCCCACCAAAUCCGUGGACAUUACCAAGAAAAUGCGAAGAGGACUGUUUUUCUGGUGAACACAGCUCUGACUGUAGUUCAGCAGGCAGCUGCAGUCAGGACUCACUCUGACCUCGCGGUGGGAGAGUACACAGACGUGGAGGAGAGCUCAGCAUGGACUGACCAGCGAUGGAGUCAAGAGUUAAUCCAGAAUCAGGUGCUGGUCAUGACCUGCCACAUAUUCCUUUACGUUCUAAAGAAUAAAAUCUUGCCGUUGUCUAAAAUCAACUUGGUGGUUUUUGAUGAUUGUCACCUGGCCAUCACAGAGCACCCUUACUGUGAGAUAAUGAAGCUGUUUGAGGGCUCCUCAUGCUGCCCUCGUAUCCUGGGUCUCACAGCCUCCAUUCUGAACGGGAAGUGUGACCCGUCAGAGCUGGAGCAGAAGAUCCUGAGUCUGGAGAGGGUCCUGAAGAGCAAUGCUGAGACCGCCACUGACCUUGUGGUUCUGGACAGAUAUUCCUCUCAGCCCAGAGAAGUGGUGCUGGACUGCGGCCCCUACCUGGAUAAGAGUGGUCUCUCUCAGUGUCUGCAGGAGGAGCUGGAGGAAGCGCUCCACUUCCUGAACGACUGCAACCUCUGUGUCACCAGAGAGGACCGGGACCCCACCUUCAUCUCCAAACAGAGCACUGUGUGGGUAUCAGGGGCACUGCCUUAG